UUAAAGGGACCGCACAUCCUCAAAGCAAAAGUAUUUUGACUUCAGAAGAAACAUGCUCUGAAGCUCUGAAGAGGAGCAAGAAACACCAAGGAGCUCAGGAGUCGGUUGCUCAAGCGGCUCAAAGGUCUUGACGACGGAGAACACACUUCCGGGGAUCCCAAAGCGAUCAGUCCGGUGCGGGAGCUCAACUUUGAGAAGAGAGGUGCGCCAGGAAGACUCGGGGAUUCCUUCAGCUCCUCACCUUCAUGGGCCAGACGGCCCUGGCAGGGGGCAGCAGCAGCACCCCCACCCCACAGACCCUGUACCCUGACCUCUCUUGUCCCGAGGGCUUGGAGGAGCUGCUGUCUGCUCCCCGUCCUGAUCUGGGAGCCCAACAGCGCCACGGCUGGAAUCCCAAGGACUGCUCAGAGAACAUCGAGGUCAAGGAAGGGGGGUUAUGCUUUGAGCGACGGCCCGUGGCCCAGAGCACUGAUGGGGCUCGGGGUAAGAAAGGCUACUCGAGGGGCCUGCACGCCUGGGAGAUCAGCUGGCCGCGGGAACAGAGGGGUACCCACGCCGUGGUGGGCGUGGCCACGGCCCUCGCCCCGCUGCAGGCUGAUCACUAUGCGGCGCUGCUGGGCAGCAAUAGCGAGUCGUGGGGCUGGGACAUUGGGCGGGGGAAGCUGUAUCAUCAGAGCAAGGGGCCCGGGGCCCCCCAGUAUCCAGCCAGACCUCACGGUGAACAGCUGGAGGUGCCGGAGAGGCUACUGGUGGUUCUGGACAUGGAAGAGGGAACUCUGGGCUACGCUAUUGGGGGCACCUACCUGGGGCCAGCCUUCCGCGGACUGAAGGGCAGGACCCUGUAUCCGGCAGUAAGCGCUGUCUGGGGCCAGUGCCAGGUCCGCAUCAGCUACCUGGGCGGAAGGAAAGUGCAGGGAAUGGCAAAAAGGCUUCACAGCUGUUACUUGACUGUAUCCCAGCAGCAGUAGAGAUAAAAGUGAGGCUCGGGAAAGUCAUUUGCUACUAGUGGUGAGUGCUCAGAACAUAGUGAGGUGCUCCAGGGCUUUCCAGCAGAUAACAAGCUCCUGAAGCAAGAGGUGCAUAGAGUUAAAUGGAUGCUGGACUAGCUGUAGGAAGAGGAUGGACAGUGCCAAGCACCCAGGGUGUGGACCAGAUCUGGGAUCUGACCUGUUUGUGCUUUUUCCUUCUAAGGGGCCUUUGAGGCCUUGGGCAGCUAGAGGGAGAGCAGGGAAGGCGGCAGGGUGUUCGAGUGGGGCCUCCUCUAGAAAAGAUGGUGUCCCCAGCCUCAGGGCUGAUGAACUUCACCCUGCUCUGCAGUUGUGUGCUCAGCAGAGAGUGGGUAUCUCUCCCCGGUGGAGAGUUAUUUGAGAGUGGAGGAGUGCCAUCCUUCCUCUCACCUCAUUGUUCUCGGCUCCAAGGCUCUAUGGAAUCCAAGCCUGGAUGAGCUCCACUCUGGUCCAAGCUGCCUUGGCCUGUUGCUUUGGGGGCAGGGGGCAGCUUAGCUAGAGCUUCACCCCCAGCAGACUGGGGAUGCAUGAGAUCAGUGAUGCCUACCACCGUCAAGAGCAGGUGCAGAAAUUUGGGGUGCCUUAGAUCAUCCUCUCAACCAAGACUCCAAGCAGGAAAGCAGAAGGGAAUUUGGGUAGGACCCUGUAGUUUGAGGUCUGGCUGGUGGCUACAUCCGAAUUUACCUUCC
Neogale vison (American mink) is the source of this 1696-nucleotide messenger RNA. RefSeq names its product splA/ryanodine receptor domain and SOCS box containing 2 (gene SPSB2). Gene Ontology annotation, cellular component: SCF ubiquitin ligase complex. The record is from RefSeq and is a predicted model, not a curated record. The transcript is spliced from 4 exons. Gene Ontology annotation, biological process: protein ubiquitination; intracellular signal transduction; proteasome-mediated ubiquitin-dependent protein catabolic process. Bases 246 to 968 code for a protein of 240 amino acids. Lineage: Eukaryota; Metazoa; Chordata; Mammalia; Carnivora; Mustelidae. Gene Ontology annotation, molecular function: protein binding.